CGAGUAACGGGGCGAGUAUCGAAACGGGGCGAGUAACGAGCCAAAUAUCAAAAAAAAUUAUGAUACUUGAUACUUGACCCUUACUUGCAAGUAAUGGAAUUAUACUACUUGGUACUUGCCUUGACAACACCGGGUACUUGUUUUUUCAAGACGAGUACGAGCCGAGUAGCGAGUAUCAACCGAGUAACGAGUACUUGUGCCCAGGCCUACGAAAUUGCCAUUGAAAUGGCUCUCAAAGCUUCACCAGUUGCCGGAUUAUUCCCUCCUCUCCGUCCUACUGCUUCUUCUUCCCCUUCGACUUCUAAUCGCCCUUGUUCCCUCAGGGUUCUCCCCCUCAGACCAUCCUUCUUCGGUGGGGCUCUGAGAGUGAAUGUGCUGAGAUUAGCUUGUGCUAAUAGACUCAGGUGCAAUGGUCACGGUGCUACGAUGAAUCUUUUUGAACGGUUUUCUAGAGUGGUCAAGUCAUAUGCAAAUGCGCUCAUAAGCUCCUUCGAAGACCCGGAGAAAAUCUUGGAGCAAACUGUCAUUGAAAAGAAUAGUGAUUUGACAAAGAUGCGUCAAGCCACUGCACAGGUACAGCCCUUAAACGACGAAAGUCUUUUGCUGUAGUUUAUAUCUAUCCAUUCUCUUGUUCACCAGUUUUCUGUUUCUUAAGAUUGCUUUUACUCCAACAAAUGAAAGAACCUAAUCAUUUGAAACGGAAAUGAGAAAGAAAAAACAAAUCUUUUA
This is a messenger RNA of Arabidopsis lyrata subsp. lyrata, 729 nucleotides long. Its product is annotated as membrane-associated protein VIPP1, chloroplastic. The coding region runs from base 94 to 609 and encodes 171 amino acids. Gene Ontology annotation, biological process: thylakoid membrane organization. The transcript has 3 exons. NCBI's taxonomy places the organism in Eukaryota, Viridiplantae, Streptophyta, Magnoliopsida, Brassicales, Brassicaceae. The record is from RefSeq and is a predicted model, not a curated record. Gene Ontology annotation, cellular component: chloroplast.